Molecule: messenger RNA, 507 nt
Organism: Aureobasidium pullulans EXF-150
Lineage: Eukaryota; Fungi; Ascomycota; Dothideomycetes; Dothideales; Saccotheciaceae
Exons: 1
Coding region: 1-507 (168 amino acids)
Source: RefSeq, a predicted model, not a curated record
AUGAAGAUCCAAAGAGCCACAUCACCACCUCCCGACAUCAUCCUCGGCCCUGCCAACACAAAUAUGAAAAACGCACCAAUCCUCCCUAUCGAAGAAGAAGCACCAUGGCCAGACAUCUCAGCCUGUCCGACCUCUCUAAACUCCCUGUUCGCCCUCACUCAAGCCGGCCUCUCUACGACUACCGCGUCUGCCAUCCACACCGCCUACAAUACAAUUCCUCAUCCAUGCCUUUGCCUCAAAAUCUACGCUAUCAAUUACCUCGCUCCGUUGGCAACACGGAUAGAUGUGUACGAGGAAGGUCAGGAUUGGAUAGGUGCGUUGAUGGAGAUGGGAGCCAACGAUCAGUUGAUACACGCGAUUGUGCAGCCGGGGAUGGAGGAUGUGAUGGUAAUGAACACUGCUUGGGGAUGGAUGAAGGAGGCAAUGGAUAACAGAUGGGAGUUUUACGAGUGGAUGAUUGAGUUGGGGAAGGUUAGGGAAGUUGACCAGAGAGGACCUAGGGUCUAG